Pteropus alecto (black flying fox) is the source of this 534-nucleotide messenger RNA. It is a transcript of the gene CUNH19orf81, whose product is annotated as chromosome unknown C19orf81 homolog. The coding region runs from base 1 to 534 and encodes 177 amino acids. The record is from RefSeq and is a predicted model, not a curated record. The transcript is spliced from 4 exons. NCBI's taxonomy places the organism in Eukaryota, Metazoa, Chordata, Mammalia, Chiroptera, Pteropodidae.
AUGUCCCCAGGAGCCCUCCUUGUGGACCUUGAGACCCCUGAGGAGAUGCUGGCUUGGAGACCGGGCAGGAUCAAGUCCUCGAAGCAGUACCUGCGCCACAUCAUUGCAGAAUAUGAGGCCCUGGACCAAGAACUCCCGUGCAUCAGGAAGUUCCCCACCCCGCCCGCUGCCCAGCCCCUCUGCUUGUGCUUGGAGACUCUGCCCGAGGAGGACCUCACUCACCUGGAGGUGCUGGAGGCGCUGGAGGCCGAAUUACCUGGGGCCAUGGAGAGUGGCCGCGUAAGCAGCAUCCGCUUCGAGAACAUGAACGUCAUCUGUGGGACUGCGGGGCGCAGGGACCGGUGGCUCAUCACGGUCACGGAUUUCCAGACUCGCUCGCGCCUGCUGCGCUCGGGGCUCCACCUGCGCGGGCUCGCGCGCCCGCUCGUGCGCCACGACGAACUGCUGCUGGGCGAUUACCGCCUGCACCUGCGCCGCUCCCUGGUCCGACGGCGCAUGCUCGAAGCUCUGGGGGCGGAGCAGGCCGAAGAUUGA